AUGAAGACCUUCUUCACCCCUUCAGGCGCUCUCACGCUCGCAGCGCUGGUGAGCUGCGUGAACGCCCACGGCUACAUCUCCAAGCCCAAAGCGUCGUACAAGCCCAACACCAUCUACACGACGUACAACGGCCUCACUGGCGCCAGUGUGAACAAGGGCUUCGACGGUGGCGUCUACAACCAUGAACCGGAGAACAACGCCAAGCAGUUUGCGGAGCACUGGCAGGCCACGGGGUACAAGUCCCUUCGCGAUAUGAUCGACCCCAUCUCGCCUGGUUACGGCAAAUCGCUCGACACGGCGACCCCGAUCGAUGUGAGCAGCUACAACGAAAUGUGGUGGCAGAACGACGAGUACAAGGAGGGCUUCCUCGGCUCGCACCACGGCCCCUGCGAAGGCUGGAUCGACGACACCAAGGUUUUCCACUACGACGACUGUGUCGCCAAGUUCCCGUCGUACCCGGCCAAGAUCCCCGUCGACUACUCGGCGUGCAAGGGUGACAAGUGCCUGUUUGUCUUCUACUGGCUGGCGGUCCACUCGCCCGAAUGGCAGAUCUACAAGCAAUGCGUCCCCAUCUCGAACGGAGGAUCUGGUGGUGGUGGCGAGGUGGCUGGCGAGGCUUCUACCUCUGUGCAGAUGACACCUGAGGCCUCCACGCCCGACGCAGCUACAGCUGCGCCUCUGACGACGGACUUCACUCAGGUGGACGCGACGCCGGCCCCGGAAAGCACUCCCGCCGCUGUCUCAACGAUGGGCACGACGCCUGCUACUGGCUCGUGCAAGCGCCGCAUGCGGAGCUAA
Molecule: messenger RNA, 798 nt
Organism: Phytophthora sojae
Lineage: Eukaryota; Oomycota; Peronosporomycetes; Peronosporales; Peronosporaceae
Exons: 3
Coding region: 1-798 (265 amino acids)
Source: RefSeq, a predicted model, not a curated record